Molecule: messenger RNA, 2097 nt
Organism: Exophiala oligosperma
Lineage: Eukaryota; Fungi; Ascomycota; Eurotiomycetes; Chaetothyriales; Herpotrichiellaceae
Exons: 2
Coding region: 290-937 (215 amino acids)
Source: RefSeq, a predicted model, not a curated record
CCUACCAACAAAAAGGUACUCAGGUGGCCUUCGCCACCAUUCGGUUAUCCCUUUGUUUAACUGGCUCACUUUCCGCGGUCCCUAUAAUUGACCCCCAAGUCAACCCCAACUCACCCUGAUCUGGGCGCUAGACCGAGAUACAACUGACCUUCUCGUCAUUGUCGCCUAUCACCACCUCAGAACCAAGUGCACUGAAGACCUACGAAGGUGAGAACAUCAUCUUGAUGUGAUUCUGGCCUUCAGUGACGCGCUCAUUGCAACUCGACCACCUGUUUCUGUCAUCUGCGUCAUGGGGAGAGCCAAGAUCGAGGACAACAACUGGUAUGGCGUGGAGGAUCCACGGAAGAGAAAACAGAUACAGGACAGACUAGCACAGAGGGCGCGACGGAAACGCUUAGCAGAAGCCAAAAAGAUCAGUCUUCCAUCUCCGGACCGUGGCUCUAGCGAAACCUCCGAGUCGAACAAUGAGGCCGACGAAGAAAUGUUGCUGCAAUCGUUGGUGACGCCAGUGCCUCGAUCACCGACCGGCUUGCAGGCGAUUGUCGGACUAUCAACAAAGCCCGAUACUUGCGUGCACACCACCACUCCUGCCUCUGUAUACGCCGCGCUUUUCCACAAUGGCGCCAUGAUGGGACUGACAUGCUCCAUCAGCUUCACCUCGAAGUCGAGACCUUUCGGUGAAGAGAUCCCAGAUUCGUUGCGCCCGACUCCCCUGCAGCUUACAACCAUUCACCCGCAGUGGAUCGAUCGAUUUCCGUUCCCUAAAAUGCGCGAUAACAUGAUUACACUGCUCAGUAUCAUCGACGAAGAAGAGUUCUUGGGCGACUUGUUCUGUCUCACGAGCUUCACGGUCGACGGCCGGAUGGCGUCUUGGGAUCCUUCUGCGUGGAAAAUAGGUCAUGAGUUUUCUGCCAAAUGGGGCUAUCUAUUUUACUGAUUCACCCGACGCAAGAGAUCACUACAACUUCUCCUCUGAUCCUGUUAGUUCGGAAGUAACACUACUUUUUUUCCCGUCACAAUCUCAAGCUACCUUUAACGCCUGAGUUAUGAGCAUCGCUGUCUCCAACCCGGCACUCGCGUUGGGACAAUGCCCUGUCUUGAGGUUGUACACAUCGACUUUGUUGCCACUCUCUUUCUCGAUCAUCUCGAUGCACUUCCGUUGAAAUUCCGGAACCAGGAUGAGAUCGUCCUCACAGAAUAUCCACGACACCGGGACAUGAUUGUACCCCGGAUGUGUCAAUUUGUUAGCGAAACUCGGGGCUGAGUGCAAAGGCAUUUUCUUGACCCAGUCGAUCCCUACUUCUGGCGGCAGAUCCGAGAACGUCAACCGUGCGCUCUCCUCGGGCGGUUCGUGUCUCAUGUAUUCGCCCUGUCCAACGUGUGAGCCUCGCCGUGGUCAAAUGUGGCGGCGAUCUUACCUCGACCUUCAAAUACGCCGGCACUAGGUCCCCCAUUACAUCGGCCAACGACUUUCCAACUGGCGGUACCACCGAAGUAACGUACACUAUUCUGACCAGACCACCCUCUUUACCGGCCGCUUUACGCUCCGCUUUCGUCAAACCCUUCGAGGCUUCCGUACCAACUACGCCUCCAUAAGAAUGCGUGACAAAAACGACGUCCUUGCCCUGGUCGGCGAUUUUCUGCGCAACGUCGUGGAAGAAGGCAGCGUCAUCGGUCAACGUGGCCGCGGGUUGAGGAGGUGUCCGGCUGGCUGAGGGAAGGUCGUACGCCGCAGCCUCGAUACCAUUGUCCCGGAGCUGGCCAACGAUCUUGUCGUAGAAAUACGCGGGCGAAAAUGAGCCAGGAAUAAUGACAACUGUUGGCUCAGGAUCGGUACUGGCAUUGGCGUUUUGCACCAUUUUGAGAAUGCUGAAUCCCUAUGAGAAUAUAAAGAGUGGGAUGUCUUGCUUGGGUAGCUCUUAUGAUGACUUCUUCCAAAAUCCUAGAGCGUUUACGAGGAUACCUAUCAUGUCCAAAGAACAUGAAAACUCCCAAUAACCGAAUGUGCAAUGGAUUAAAUAUUUGUACCUAGGUAUUUGUUUGUCAUAAUCAGAAUAUGGGGGCUUCAAUGUCAGAAACAAGCCGGUUGUUUUACCC